UUAUUUUAUAAACCAAAUUUUAUUUUGUAUUAAAUGUUGUGGAUUCUAUCUGUUUAUGGCACACAUUUUAAUAAAUAUUUAAUUUAUGGUAUGGAAAGUGAUGAUAAAGUUUCUGGCGGUUUUAAUUGUAGUAGAAAACUUGUGAUUAUUGUCGGACCGACCGCCAGUGGCAAAACCAAGUUUAGCGUCGAUUUUUGUAAAAAAUUAAAGGAUUUUAACAUAAAUUCUGAGAUAAUUAACUCAGACUCAAUGCAAGUUUAUAAAGGGUUUAAUAUUGGAACUGCUAAACCUUCUGAAGAUGAAUUAAGCUUGAUACCUCAUCACCUGUUAAAUUUCGUUGAUCCUACUGAAGAUUAUAACGUUUCUAUGUUCGUUAAGGACUGUUCUCACUUGAUAAAUGUUCUCUUUUCUGAGAAUAAGUUACCUGUAAUUGUUGGAGGCACUAAUUUAUACAUUGAAGCACUCUUAUGGCCAUCUGUCAUGGACUCUAACCACAACAAUUCUGAGAGUUUGGAAGAGUAUUUUGAUGAACUUGACACUCGGACACUUUAUAAUUUAUUGACUGAAAUUGACCCUGAAAGAGCCAAACAAUUACAUCAAAACGACCGUAAAAGGAUAUUACGAAGUUUAGAUAUUUAUCACUCACAAGGUAUUACUCACACUAACCUCAUUAAACUCCGUAAAGACCAAAAACAUAAAGAGGGAAUUAGAUAUGAUCCGCUGGUGUUAAUUUUAAAAUCUGAUCCUGAGAUUCACAGACUAAGGAUUAAAGAAAGAGUUCAAUCUAUGCUCAAGUCUGGUAUCCUAAGAGAGUGUAAAGAACUACUUCAUCUAAAAGAGUCUAACCAGGACUUAAAUACUAAGAAAGGAAUUUUUCAAAGCAUCGCAUAUAAGGAACUGAUACCUUUAAUAAAUUAUUCUGGAUUCAAUGAUCCUUCUGAAGAACUGCUGGACAAGUGUGCUACUGUCCUGGAGUCUAAAACUUGGCAAUAUUCACAAAGACAAAGGACCUGGAUCAACAACAGACUACUCAAAAGUGGUCUUAAAACUCAUAUAAUCAAUACCAGCGACGUGGAAUUAUGGAAUAAACUUGUAAUGGAAGGUGUAGAAAUUACGAUUAAACAUCUUAAGUGUUAAAUUAAUCGGUUGUAAAGGCUACUCUGUAACUAUCUUUGCCGCUGAAUUUG
Messenger RNA from Theileria parva strain Muguga, 1187 nucleotides. RefSeq names its product tRNA dimethylallyltransferase (gene Trit1). Gene Ontology annotation, biological process: tRNA modification. Gene Ontology annotation, molecular function: tRNA dimethylallyltransferase activity. Gene Ontology annotation, cellular component: mitochondrion. The coding region runs from base 34 to 1137 and encodes 367 amino acids. NCBI's taxonomy places the organism in Eukaryota, Apicomplexa, Aconoidasida, Piroplasmida, Theileriidae. The transcript is spliced from 9 exons. The record is from RefSeq and is a predicted model, not a curated record.